GACAGCAAGGAAGAAGAAAAAUCUUUGAUAAGAAGGAUUUAGAAUCAUUGAAACAACUAGUUACUCAAAACCCUGAUUUUUAUUUGGAUGAAUUGGUAGUUGAAAUGACUAAGAAAUCUGGUAAAGAGGUAUCAGUUGCAACAUUAUGUCGUUCAUUAAAAUAUUGUGGAAUUACAAGAAAAAAGAUGAGUCUUCAAAAGAUGAAAGAUCAAUAUCAUGUUCAACCAAUCAAUCAGAAAGUGGUUUUUAUAUGUGGUAAAAGGUUUACCAUACUGCCAGCAUUAACUUUAGAAGGAUAUAUUGCUUUGGACAUCAUGGAAGGCAAUUGCACCAAAGAAAGGUUUCAAAGUUUUAUUUUAGCACAAAUUUUACCAUUAAUGAAUCCUUAUCCACAAAAAAACAGUGUAUUGGUAAUGGAUAAUGCAGUUAUUCACCAUGAUGAUGAAAUGAUUCAAUUAAUGAAAGAA
Molecule: messenger RNA, 467 nt
Organism: Entrophospora candida
Lineage: Eukaryota; Fungi; Glomeromycota; Glomeromycetes; Entrophosporales; Entrophosporaceae
Source: the annotation of a GenBank genome assembly